This is a messenger RNA of Telopea speciosissima, 813 nucleotides long. RefSeq lists its product as uncharacterized. The record is from RefSeq and is a predicted model, not a curated record. Bases 1 to 813 code for a protein of 270 amino acids. NCBI's taxonomy places the organism in Eukaryota, Viridiplantae, Streptophyta, Magnoliopsida, Proteales, Proteaceae. The transcript has a single exon.
AUGGCUAGACAAGAUACACUUGGUCAAAAGGACACAUCCAGUGUUGAUCCUAUUCCAACUAAUGUGGUCCCUGCUGUUACCACUCUUCAACCCGCAUUGGAGAAGAUGAGUAUUGUUGGAGAGUUCGAUAAGAUCGAACAAUUUGAUGGGCAGAAUUUUAAGAGAUGGAGGCAAAUGCUUCUUUUUGCUUUAACCCAAAUAGGGGUUGCUUUUGCAUUGACGGAUCCCAAACCACCACAAAGUGAGAUCCUGGAAGAAGAUGUAAAACGGAUUGCAUGGAUUCAAGCCGAUUUUCAGUGUAAAAAUCGGAUAUUGAAUGCGCUUGCCAUUGAUCUAUACAAUGUGUAUAACUCAUACGAGUAUGCAUAUAUGAUCUGGAACGCUUUAUGCAACAAGUAUACUCUUGAUGAUGAAGGCAGCAAGAAAUAUGUGGUAGCAAAUUUCUUGAAUUUUGAAAUGACCGACGACGAAAGCGUCUCUUCCCAAAUUGAUAAGUUUCAAAUCUUGGUGGGAAGGUUAUCUAAGAAAAAUGUUAUUCUUCCUGAUGUUUUCGUCACAAGUUCCCUCCUUGAAAAACUCCCUCCCUCUUGGACUGAUUUCAAAAAUAAUAUGAAACACAAGAGAAAGGAAUGGUCCUUUGAACAGGUUGUGAUCCGAAUCAAGAUCGAGGAGAGGAACAGGAACAAGGACAAUGGUGGAAAGCCUCUUGGGUACACAAAACUCAAAGCCAACCUUGUCGAAUCAAACAAACAAGGUCAUUUCAAAAAGGUCUUCAAGUCAAGAAAGGCAAGAGUUUCAAGAGGUCAAAAGUAA